AUGGAGUAUGCAGAAGACGAGGCCCACCCUGAUGCCCCCUACUACUUGCCCAUUUCAGUCUUGGACCUUCAAAUCAUCCUAAAGGUGGACAGUGCAAUCAGUCAUGUCGCAGGUACUGUUGUGGGUCUCAUUGAGUUGGCUAUGAGGGCUGGUCUCCCCGACAAUAGUGAUCAGGAGGAGGAGAUGCAAGAAGCUAAUGGUGAGAAGGAUCAGGAAGACGAGCAAGAGGUGGUGAUGGGAGAUGUGGAUGUGCAGAUGCAGGAGGUGGAGAAGGAUCAUGAGCAGGAGGGCAAACAGAAAGAUCUGCGUCCCCAGUUCAGCAAGGUCCCCCCACGAGAAAAGUACACCCCACAGCCAAAACACAUCACACAGGUACAUACACCAGCUCUGUCCAGAACGUCUGUGUCUGGGGGCUGGCAGGAAGACCCUCUUACAAAGGAGUCUGGUUUUGGCGAUUGUGAACAGAGGUCCAAUGGUCUCAGUCUCCCACCUGCGCCACAGAAGCUGACAGUGGCACAUGCCAACGAGCUCAUCCAACUUCGACGGGUGCAGUCCAAUGGGUCCAUAGGUGACAACAUAGACUUGACCAAUGGCGAGCAAAAUGACGAUGGCGGGCAGUUUGACAACGACGAAGAUGAUGUGUUCACCGGUGGAGAGACAUACCAUGGUGAGGGUAACAACUAUGAGGAUUUGCACCACUUGAAGCGUGUGCGGCUGCCACCCUCAGAUGAUGAGGGUGACAGCACACAGAGUCAUAAACAGAUGCGCAAGUCCAGAGCCCCUUCAGUGACAAAUCCUGUAUUAUACGGGUCACCCGACCUACAUAAUAUCCCAUGUGGGCCGGGAGGCAUAUUAUUUCCGAUGGAGACGGGUGGGCCCAUCUAUGCUGAUGUUAUAUAUAUCAUCGACGAUAGCGGAUGGGCCGGGAGAAAUAUUAUUAUGGAGAUGGACCUGAGGAGAGAUGUAUAG
Suillus subalutaceus is the source of this 969-nucleotide messenger RNA. RefSeq lists its product as uncharacterized. The coding region runs from base 1 to 969 and encodes 322 amino acids. The transcript is spliced from 7 exons. The record is from RefSeq and is a predicted model, not a curated record. NCBI's taxonomy places the organism in Eukaryota, Fungi, Basidiomycota, Agaricomycetes, Boletales, Suillaceae.